CGACCAGGCCAAGAACUUGCACUGGUGACUGGAUUAACUACCCGCCAGUCAGCUUCCGUCACUGGUGUUCCAAGUGCUGCCGAUGCUCCCUUCUGGCCGCCGCUCCGCAUAAAGCUGCACAAACUCCGACUUACACUGUCCCUUCACGCCGGUCCUCAACCGGCCGCAGCCAACCUCACAGGCCAACGCGCGCGCGUGUGCGUCGCACGCGGAAACGAAAUGGGCGUAAAGUCCCUGCUCUUCUUGAGUUGUUGCAGCCUACUACUACUGGCUCGCUCCUCCAAUGCAGCAGUUAGCCACGACUCGCCUGGCCUGCCCAUGGUCAUCAACACCUGGGGCGGGCCCUUUACGGCCGCCACGUCCGCCGCCUUCCUGACCCUGCAGCAGCGCGGCGGUGUGAACGGCGUCGCAAGCGGUGCCAAUGCCUCGGCCGUGGACGCCGUCGAGGUCGGCUGCGCGACGUGCGAGCGCAACCAGUGCGACGGCACCGUCGGCUACGGCGGCUCCCCCGACGAGGCGUGCGAGACGACGCUCGACGCCCUCAUCAUGGACGGCACCACCUUUGCCGUCGGGGCCGUCGCCGCGCUGCGGAGGGUCAGGCACGCCAUUGCCGUCGCGAGGAUGGUCAUGGAGCACACGCGCCACACCUUCCUCGUCGGGGACCAGGCGACGGCGUUUGCGGUGCAGAACGGCUUCGCCGAGGGGCCGCUCUCGACGCCCGAGUCGGAGGAGGCGUGUAGGAAGUGGCGGGAGGGAAAAUGCCAGCCAAACUAUCGCGUCAAAGUCCGCCCGGAUCCUUCAUCCUCGUGCGGCCCAUACGCACCGUUGCUCUCGUCGCAGCAUCUCCUCGAAUCCCGUGCCGCGGACGGGGACGAAACGCCCUCGUCGCCGUCACCGUCAUGGCGCUCGCACGACACGCUCUCCCUCAUCGCGCUGCACCCGUCGGGCCAGCUCGCCGCCGGCACCACAACCAACGGCGCCGCGCACAAGGUCCCCGGCCGUGUCGGCGACGGUCCCAUCCCGGGGAGCGGAUCCUACGCGGACUCGGAGGUGGGCGGGUGCGGCGCGACGGGCGACGGGGACGUCAUGAUGCGCUUCCUGCCGUGCUACCAGGCCGUCGAGAGCAUGCGCCGCGGCAUGGCGCCCGGGGACGCCGCGGAAGACGCGGUGCGCAGGAUGCUGCGCCGCUUCCCGCGCGUCCGGGCGGGUAUCGUGGUUGUGGACAGGCAUGGCAGACAUGCGGGCGCGGCGGCGGGCUGGACGUUUACGUACGCGUAUAGAGGUGGCGAGAUGCCAGAGGUAAAGGUGGUGACGGUUGAGCCGCUGAAUGACGACUUGGCUGAGUUGUAGGGCGCCAUUGUAUAACCGGCAGUGUUCAAAAUAGAGCAUCAGAAUAGAGCACGAAUUACAUUAAAGGUG
Purpureocillium takamizusanense is the source of this 1419-nucleotide messenger RNA. RefSeq names its product N(4)-(beta-N-acetylglucosaminyl)-L-asparaginase. Lineage: Eukaryota; Fungi; Ascomycota; Sordariomycetes; Hypocreales; Ophiocordycipitaceae. The record is from RefSeq and is a predicted model, not a curated record. The transcript has a single exon. Gene Ontology annotation, molecular function: N4-(beta-N-acetylglucosaminyl)-L-asparaginase activity. Gene Ontology annotation, biological process: protein deglycosylation. Bases 220 to 1350 code for a protein of 376 amino acids.